This is a messenger RNA of Chelonus insularis, 3437 nucleotides long. RefSeq lists its product as uncharacterized. The record is from RefSeq and is a predicted model, not a curated record. Lineage: Eukaryota; Metazoa; Arthropoda; Insecta; Hymenoptera; Braconidae. Bases 2271 to 3092 code for a protein of 273 amino acids. The transcript is spliced from 7 exons.
UCAUUAUUGUAAACAAAUGAAUAAAUUUAUGUUUUACUUAUUGAUAAAUAAAUAAAAUUAAAAUGGCGCGGAAUUUAGAUAUUGAACGCAUGCGUGUUUUCAUGCUCGAGUCACCUUCAUUUCAUUCUGCGGGCAUUAACCCACACACUUUUCUAAGAAAUCAUCCUCACUAUUUCAAAUUGAUCAGAGUUGAUUCUAUUAUUUAACAUCGGACAUUUUUAUUCAUGAAGAAUUAAAAUUUAUUUCUCUAUCAUUCAAAAUAAUUUAAUUAUUAUUUCAUUAAUCUUUUUAAUCGACAAUUCUGCUUAUUUUAUGUACCAUGUAUGUAUUUACAUAUUCCGAAGGCCGAGUAUUGAUAAUAAUGGAUGGCAAAGACUCGUUGAUGUGCUGGAGUAAGCUUGAGCCACAGCGCAAGUCUGAUGAAGACCAGAAGCGAGACAGAAUUAAUUUUGGAGUGUUAGAGAGUAAGAUAGAGCCUAGGUAUAGGCGUAUCAACUGCUUCCUAAUGUCGGCAGUCCAACGGUAUCGUCUCCUUGAAGUGGAGGUGUUUUUAACCUAAAAAUUAUAUUAACUACAAGUAUAAUAACUAUCGAAAGCGAGGGAAAAUAAAUUUAUACCAAAUGUUUUCUAAUGAUUUUUUUUUAUUGUAAUAAUUAUUGAUCAAUAUCUGAAAUUUAUAUUAUUUCAACUAUAACUGCAAUUUUUAAUUUAAAAAAAAAUGACAAUAAUCAAACGAAACACAGAAAUAAAUAAAAGUAUGAACGAGGCCGGUGUUAGUUUAUUUAUAGAUCCUUUGAGUUGUGUCAAAAAGAAUUUUUGUUACGGAAGAGAAAAGUUAUCAAUGAAGCUCGAAAUUCUUGAAUGAGUUCUAUAUUUUCUAUGUUUAAUAAAAAUUAUUUUCAAUAUGACACUAAAAAUAUUAUGAACUUAGUGAUAAUAUAUUAUAUGACUGAAAGUUUUUACAAUAUUGAGUUUCUUUUAGUGAAGAUAGUCAUUUUCUUUUCGUGUCUAUAAUUAAAAGUUUAUAUAAAAAGUGAAUAAAGUGUUUAAUGAUCCUGACAAUCUCAUUUGGCAUCAGAAUUUAUAAGAUUUCCUUAUUUUUUCUAAAAAUCAAAAAGGACUUUUCAGCCUAGAAAAGUGGCUUCCUUUAUAUUAGUGAGGCCUUGGUAUGGUAAAUUUAAAGCUUCUUCAAAAUAAAGUGACGACAAUCACUAAUAAAAAUGCAACAGGAGAAUCCAGUUGAAAAGGUCGUUGUAUUUAUCAGGUACUUUGGCGUGGAUAAAAACAAUUGCACUUAAAAUUAAAACAAAGCAUUUACUUUAGUAUAAAAAAGAGACAUUAGACAUUAUUAUUUAGUAGCCGCGAGUUUUGCGAGUAAAGCUUACUGUUUAUCUUUUCAUGUACUAGAAAAAAAAAACAAAGUGAAAAGUUCAAUGUAAAGUAUAAAUCAGACAAGUGAAAAAAGCUUGGCAAGCGCUAAAUAGAGCACGACGUGCUUUUAUUUAUAUUGUUUCAAUUUAUAUUGAGGGUAAGCUAGUGUAAUGUGAGCUUUUAAAAAUGAAUUAACUGACUCUGGGAACUAGUGAGUGUGCAAUAGUCUCAUGAAUGGAAUAACUAGAUACUUUUGAUGUUUACAAGAAUGCUAUGUUGCCAAGAAUCAUCAUCACUAACAUGCUAGCACGAAUACCAAAAGACUUUCAUGUAUCAUAGUGCAACUAGCAAUUACGUGACCUCCACGCCUGCUUUACGUUGUCAUUAUUAUGUUCACUAUUUUUAAUUACUCAUCUCAUUCUGGUAUUUUUAUUCCAUUUAGUAUGUUUCUGCACUUAUUACAGUAGCUGAAGUUGACGUUGAUAAAAAUAUCCAAACGUUUGUGAAAAAAAAAUUAUCUUAUCCGAAUUGAUAAAGGAAUUUGUACUAUUCUAAAGGGUGAUAAGUGAACAAGUCAAUAUUUACAUUGAGUGUAAGACACUUGAGUUAUGUAUUAACGUGCAUUCUCUUUAUAUCACUUUUGCUGCUCUAAAAAACUACUGAUGUGGAUAGAAUACCAGUAGCUUGACUCCAGUGAGUCAAUGAAGCUUUGAGAAAAUAUAUAGAUAAAUAACCAAUCAGUCUUUGCUCGUUCCCUUGGAAUUUAAUCCGAUUAUUUUACAUCAGCGUUUGUCAAUAUUUUUCCAUUCAACGAUGGCUUUUUUUAUGCCUUACCAAACUUGUGUUCAUGUGUACAAAGUUGUUUAACUUAAAAGUAAAUAUAUAACAGACAUUAAGAAAUGGAAUCACGUCCAAAAAUCGAAAUAGUUCGGGUGUCAUCAAUAGAGCGAGCUAAUUUUCGUCCUCUUGACGGUGUUCAAUUGAGAGCGGCUUAUAGUCACUUAAGGAUCGGUACGUUUUGUCCAGAACCUGAAAUUGAGAUCACUCCUUGUGAGAAUAAAUCAAUAAAUCAACCAAAAAAGUUUAAAAAAACUUUGGGACCAGUUUCAAGACUGUUGAGGCGACGUCAAGGUACUUGCCUUACCACGAAAUCCUGUGAUAAUAUUUAUAGUGUGAAUAAAAGUAGUUCAGGCUUAGACUGGAAAAUAGGACAACGCUCAACUGAGUCAGCUUUGCAAUCUCGCCAAAGUAAUAGUUUAGAUUGGCGAAUGGGUCGAAAAGUUAACACUGAUUGGCAAAAUACUAGCAGAAGUGCGGAACAUUUACUUUCACGAAGUCCGAGAAUUAGUGGAUUAAGAAUCCCUACGACAAAAUCAAAAAUAGUUUCAUUAUUUAGGAGACUGUCUCCAAGACUAUCAAGACCAGGAAGUAAACAUUCCUUACCAUCAUCACCGAUAGUUUGUCCAUGGAUUCACGUUGAGUAUUCAAGUGAGUCUGUUACUGAUGCACGACGUGAGGAGUCUCAAGAGAGUGACGUUAGUUACCAGCAGGAGCUACAGUUGAAUGAGCUCAGAAAAAAAAUGUUUGGAGCCUCACCUUCAUCCUCAGCCUCUCAGAUGCUGAUCAACGAAGCUGUGAUAAAUAAUAAAAGUGAUGAAAACCGAAAUAUGACAGAAAAGAGUGAAUCGGGCAACGUUAUAAAUCUUUAUAAUCGAGAGUAAGCUUUACUAUUUUUUCAAAUGCAAUCACAGGCCUACUAACCUUAAUUUUUUAUUUUUAAUGCACAUUAAUUAUUAUGACAAUAGAAUUUUAUUAAGAAACAUUAUCAAUAUUUAUUGCUUUAAUUUUAUAAAUAAUAUAAUAAUAUUUAAUUUUUGGGCUUGAAAAAUAAAGAGCACUUGUGGAAAACCAAUAAUGCUCAUAAGUUUUCGUCCUUAUAAACCUCUAGUACUGUAUUUAAUAAUUCAAGUAAUUAAAUCAAUUAAUUAUUCAAUGAUUGUGCAUGAUUCGUAAAGUCUGUUUUUAUCUAAUACUUUUACCUUUAACAGUCAAAAAAUUUUGUUAUG